This is a messenger RNA of Penicillium cosmopolitanum, 1416 nucleotides long. RefSeq lists its product as uncharacterized. Lineage: Eukaryota; Fungi; Ascomycota; Eurotiomycetes; Eurotiales; Aspergillaceae. Gene Ontology annotation, molecular function: cyclin-dependent protein serine/threonine kinase regulator activity; protein kinase binding. Gene Ontology annotation, cellular component: nucleus; cyclin-dependent protein kinase holoenzyme complex. The record is from RefSeq and is a predicted model, not a curated record. Bases 1 to 1416 code for a protein of 471 amino acids. The transcript has a single exon. Gene Ontology annotation, biological process: regulation of cyclin-dependent protein serine/threonine kinase activity.
AUGCCGUCUUUCUACUCCACAGGCCACGGCCUGCCCACCCCUCCUCACGUCAACAGCGGCGGUCGCCUGGACGAACCCCAGUUCUACCCCAUUGGCUACCCUGCGUUCCCGCCUCGCUACCAUCAGAGCGGCUCCGAAUUUAUCGAACAGUUCUCGCAAUCCAUGUGCUACGGAAAGCCAAACGCGAUGAAUCUACACCCUUCAUCGGCACAUCCGAUGCACCCUCGGGAUAUGCACGCUAUGGGCCAGCAGCAGAUGUAUGGUUCGGUGGCAAACGCUCUACCUCCGAUUCGCUCCAACGUCCAGCUUCCCCCCAUGGAUAGUGCGAUCCCGCAACAGUACCGUCGCCAGGAUAUUGCCCCGAUGAAACAGCAGCACCAGGAACAGCCCCGCAAGGAGGAGAAAGCUACCGGAGGCGUCGCCGCCCAUCUGGAUUACGAGAUGGAUCGCAUGUCCGACUUCGUGGCGGAAAUGACCCAGGGAAUGUAUGAUUUGUACAACACCAGAAUCACCCUUUCAGAUAUUGACUUCGCGCGAAGCAUCUCCCCAGGAUCCUCAGUCCCCCCGCAGUUUCGGAAAUACGUCUAUCAAAUCUUGUCUUCGACACGCCUGCCAAGCUCGACUAUUCUCCUCGGCCUCUUCUACCUGUCCAGCCGCAUGCGAAUGCUCUCUUCGCAGCGCGCCUUCCAGUCAAGCAGUGGCCAAAUUUACCGCAUGCUGACCGUGGCCCUGCUUCUUGGAAGCAAGUUCCUCGACGAUAACACUUUCCAGAACAAGUCGUGGGCCGAAGUUAGCAACAUUCCCGUGGCUGAAUUGAACAAGCUGGAGCUCGAGUGGCUCUUCGCCUUUGACUGGAAGAUCCACGAUCGUAUUUAUGAACAACAGGAUGGCUUCGCCUCGUGGCGUCGUCACUGGGAUACAUGGAGCGCCAAGGCUAACGUUCGUGCCCACGAGUCUCGCCAGACCCUGUCGCCUCUGGACACCAACGUUGUUCGCCAACAGGCCACCUCCAAGCCCCUCAUGUCGCCCGAAGGCCCUAUCCCGCCUCAAUACCAACGCGGCACCCACGUUGAAAGUUCCUGGCUCAACCCGGCAGCCUCCGAGUACUCGCCGCCCUCGGCUCCGCACAGUGGACCGAAUACGCCCGACUACUACUCGGUUGGUCCUUCGGCCUACUCGAACCCACCUCCGCCCUAUUCACGGGCUUGGAUGCCCCCGCCGCCUCAGUACAUUCUUCAGUCCGCACCCCGAUCGCAACCCCCGUCCUACCAUCAUACUCCGGCGUAUGGUCUGCCCUUCGCCCAGAGUGUCUGGACCGGCCAUGGAUCGUCGUGUGCCUGCAUGUACUGUGCUAAGCAUCUUGAGCAUUACAUGUGCAACAGCGCCUUCCCUGCGCUACAGCCUAUUGCUGCAUAA